Onthophagus taurus is the source of this 990-nucleotide messenger RNA. RefSeq names its product alpha-tocopherol transfer protein-like. Gene Ontology annotation, cellular component: membrane. Gene Ontology annotation, molecular function: phosphatidylinositol bisphosphate binding. NCBI's taxonomy places the organism in Eukaryota, Metazoa, Arthropoda, Insecta, Coleoptera, Scarabaeidae. The record is from RefSeq and is a predicted model, not a curated record.
AUGUCUCUAUCCAAGUUACCAUUUGAAAAUAUAACUGAAGAUGUUGUCGAAUUGGUUUAUAAAGAACUUAGAAUUGAAGUUGAGAAAUUAGAGAAUAGUUUAAAACUUGUUAAAGAAUGGUUAAAAUGUGAAUCACAUCUUCCAAACGAUGUUGAUGAAAUAUUGCUUAAAAAUUUUAUAUUAGGAUCGAAAGGUAACGUUGAACGGACGAAAGAGAAAUUAGAAAAAUAUAUAAUCGCCAAAACAAAAAUGGCCAUUUUUUCCGAUAGAAUAAUAAAGGAUAAAGAUUUCGCUUUGUAUCCAAUACAAAAAUGCAUUUAUAUUUCUCCCAAACACACCGCGGAUGGUAAUCGGAUCUUUUUAUGUAAAAUUUCCUCACAUGAUCCGACUCAUUUCAAUCAUUUCGUCACAACGAAAUAUUAUUGUCUUUGCCUUGACGUUCUGUUAUAUCACGAUACCAGCACUGGUUAUCAUUUUAUCUAUGACGCUUCUGGACUUACACCGACUUUAUUAAGCAAACUCAAUCUUAGAUUAUUAAAAGAUAGUUCCGAAUUAGUUUAUAACGUAUCUCCAAUAAGAAUCAAAUCGAUUCAAAUAGUGAAUAAUUCUGCAGCAAUGAGCACAAUUAUGAACAUUGGUAAAUUAUUUAUGAGUGAAAAAUUAAAAAGCCGAAUUUCGACUAUAACAGUUGAAGAUUUAUCAAAAAUGUAUCCAAAAAGUUGUUUACCACUUGAAUAUGGAGGAACAGACGUUAAUAUUGAUGAUGGAAGUAAAAGAUUAUUUGAAAUUUUAAGGGAAAAUAAGGAUUGGUGCUUGAAAAGUGAAGAACCAAAAUUAAUCGGCCCUAUUCCUGAGGAUAAAAAGAAUUUGUAUUCUUUUGAUGAUUUAAGUAUGGAGGGAAGUUUUAGGAAAUUAAAUGUUGAUUAAGUUAAUGCUUGGAUUUCUCUCACCGAAGCGCUCUCAUUAGGGAACGAAAUAGAUAUUAUUUAA